AACAGAAAGAUUUUUGAUUGGUGUAUCUUGAGUUCUCGAACUUCCAUCAGAACUCAAGACUUACUAUCCAUAGGUGGACUGCCAUCCUGCCUUCAGGGUGGUGCCAAUGAGAAUCUGGUUGUUCUCCAUGUAGGGUCUACUAUGCGUGCCCUUCCAGCUUUCAGUAUUUUCGAUGAGCACUCUGCACGAUCACAUUCCUGAACGAAUGUCCUUCCAAGUUUAUUGCCUGAAUCCACCCUCAGAUUCUUGUGAAUUUGGGCCGUGCCCAAACAUCGAUGUCACUGGCAUAGGACAGCAAAUUGCACUUGGAUUCGCAGCGACUACCUUUGCGAUCACAGUUCUUUUCAACACCAAUGAGGUUCGCCUGGCGUAUUACAGCUACCUUGCCAACAUUUAUUCCCUCCUCAUCUCUGCAAUCAUCUCGAUGUCUAAAGGGCAGCUCACGCGGAAUGACGCCGUUUUUGUUGUCGUGGCCAUCAUCUCGCCUGGCACCCUCUAUCUUUGGAUCAUAGCCUUUAUGGACCUAGUAAAACGCCCGCCAAGGCGCAUCAAGAAUAAGAUCGCGGUUCACGAGUGGAAAUUCUUCGUUUUCUUAUCCAUUUUCUCAUUCAUGUUUUGGGUCAUUAUACUCGGGUUGGUCGUUUCCCCCCCCAACACAGUUGUGUUCAGUCAGCCAGCCUGUAGUCAAGAGUACGGCCCAUCUGAAAUCUUCAAUUUGUCUUGGUCCGUAGAAUUCCUUGUUAAAGCGGUCUUUGCAACUUGGGUGCUGCUCAGGUCACGGAUAUACGAGCAGAAGAAUCGCAGUUCCAACGAUGGUCUCAACCUAAUAACGUGGACUUCGCACUUCCUAAGGACAUCCAAGUUUGCAGGAUACGCGGGCUCUCCGCCCUUUUUUGCUAGCAUCCUUUUGAUUAUGCAACUUUCAAACAUACCAAAUUCCCCAAUCAUGAUUGAAGGUGAUACGAGAUGGGUAUUUCAGUUCUUGAAUUGGUGGGAAGUCCAAUCGUGCCUACUCGGCGCUAUCCUGAUGUUACCGGUCGUGUGCCUUAUGCUGGCCCCUAUGCGGACAAAAGCAUAUUUGCCUCUGAUAGUGCUGUUCGGUGUUGGUCUUGCAAUCUCAAAUCCACUCUUGGGGAUAUCAUCUUUGGACCUCGUAAACAGUGCUUGCUGGCUACUCAUCGCGAGGAUCUAUCAUGUUUCAGCUGGAAAGUGGUUCGUAUGCCUUUUCAUCACUAUUACCGCAAUUCUCAACGUGUCAAUGGGAUGGUACUUUUCUGUCUCGGUGCUAUUCCCGCAAACGGGGUGGUUCCUUCUCUGGCGAGUCUACUCAUUCAAGCAGUCUGGUUCAAUCUGGGAUACACUGACACAGCUGUGGUCUCGGACGAUUGAAAGCGCUCCCGUCUUUAAAUUUUACCUCCUAAUUCUAGCACCUACGCUAGCAUGGGCUCAGUCUAUUGUGGCUUCUAAUCCCACAAACUCCUAUUCUAUGACAUUCGGCCAGAUAUUCGCUCUAAGCAUAGCCACCCUGCCUACCUCGUCGCUUGCUGUGACCUGUUUGCGAAACCGGCGAGAGAUCUUGAGGGCCAUAUGGAUGACUGACAUCAGAGAUCUGGAUUCGACGGGUAUACCUAUGCAUGUUUGUCCACCGAACAUAAGUAGGGGCGCUUUGAAGUUUAGAUAUCUCUUUGGAGGUUCCUCACGAUCGGAGUCUCCAGCCGUUCAUCCUGCAUCUGGCUCAUCUGAAACACGCAGUCAACGCAUAACGAACGGAGUGGCAUGAGGAGUAAAUCUGCUUGCUUGCAGACAAUGCAGAAUAUUUCGUCAAUCAUUUGCUUUACGUACUCCCACGUCUCAUGUAGUCCCGAUCCUUCUUUUUUUGUGGUAUUCUUGUUUAUUAUCCGUUGGGGCGGAGCCCUGUAGUAGAGAAUACCUAGCUACGAUAUGUAACACAUUUGGUGUACCUUGCUUGAUACAUGGUGGCAACUCC
Messenger RNA from Suillus subaureus, 1987 nucleotides. RefSeq lists its product as uncharacterized. The record is from RefSeq and is a predicted model, not a curated record. The transcript has 8 exons. The coding region runs from base 173 to 1780 and encodes 535 amino acids. NCBI's taxonomy places the organism in Eukaryota, Fungi, Basidiomycota, Agaricomycetes, Boletales, Suillaceae.